GCCACAUUUCGACAGAGCUUCCCAGAAGAGAGAACACCUCUGAAGGCAGCUCUUACCACAGAAAACCCAGCUAAAGUUGUGAACACCUUCAUUUGCUGCCUGGGGUCUCAGUUUUCCAUCAGCCCAGGAUGGAGUGCUAUGGCAUAAUCACGGCUCACUGCAGCCUCGAACUUCCAGGCUCAGAUGAUCCUCCCACCUCAGCCCCUUGAGUUGCUAGGACCACAGGUCAUGUACACAGCAACCUGGGCCCCUCUACAGCUCCAGUCCUCCAACCAGAGCCAGCUCUCCCCUCAAAAUGCUACAGCCUGUGACAAUGCUCCAGAAGCCUGGGACCUGCUGCACAGAGUGCUGCCCACAUUUAUCAUCUCCAUCUGCUUCUUCGGCCUCCUGGGAAACCUUUUUGUCCUGUCGGUCUUCCUUCUGCCCCGGCGGCGACUGAACGUGGCAGAAAUCUACCUGGCCAACCUGGCGGCCUCUGAUCUGGUAUUUGUCUUGGGCUUACCCUUCUGGGCAGAGAAUAUCUGGAACCAGUUUAACUGGCCUUUCGGGGCCCUCCUCUGCCGUGUCAUCAACGGGGUCAUCAAGGCCAAUUUGUUCACCAGCAUCUUCCUGGUGGUGGCCAUCAGCCAGGACCGCUACCGUGUACUGGUGUAUCCUAUGGCCAGUCGGAGGCGGCAGCGGCGGAGGCAGGCCCAGGUUACCUGCCUGCUCAUCUGGGUUGUGGGGGGCAUCUUGAGUAUCCCCACAUUCCUGCUGCGAUCCCUCAAAGCCGUCCCAGAUCUGAACAUCACCGCCUGCAUCCUGCUCCUCCCUCAUGAGGCCUGGCACUUUGCAAGGAUUGUGGAGUUAAACAUUCUGGGUUUCCUCCUACCCCUGGCCGCGAUCAUCUUCUUCAACUACCACAUCCUGGCCUCCCUGCGAGGGCGGAAGGAGGCCAGCGGUACACGCUCCCUGAAUCCAGUGAUUUAUGUCUUUGUGGGCCGGCUCUUCAGGACCAAACCUGCCUUAAGCUGGUGGCUGAUCAAAAUCCUUUCUAGGGAUUGAGAAAACCAAUCCCACACUCAAGAAGAAUGUGCUGGGCAGUGAAAUCAGACCACGUUGCUCACAGGAUGUAGCUCUACAGUACACUGCAGCCACAGUCUGAGAAGUCAGACACCUGAUUUAUGGGAUGCACAUAAGUAAUGUUUACCAAAGGCCAGCAAACAGCCCCACAGUGGGAGAGAAACUGGCAAACCCAUGCAGUAGAAUUCUUUUGCCUUUCUAUGUGAAAGGUCAGUUACUCAUUUGCAGAGGGAGAAAUUUCUGCCUUGACUAAAACGAUCGAUGCUGUGAGGAAAGGUAUUUCUGAGUAUUUCUGAAUUCUCAUGGAUCUGCUUGACAGGUCUGCCCGGCGUGUUCCACACCUAGCGCCAGGCACAGGCCACACCUGCAGUGUUAAUACCUGGGGCGGAGGGAGGAAUUAGCAAAUACUCUUCCAGCAUCCCCAGCUCCAGCACCCAUGUGGGCUUCCACUUUCUCCCUGAGAGGGGCCAAGUAGAAAGAGA
This is a messenger RNA of Saimiri boliviensis boliviensis (Bolivian squirrel monkey), 1544 nucleotides long. The record is from RefSeq and is a predicted model, not a curated record. Lineage: Eukaryota; Metazoa; Chordata; Mammalia; Primates; Cebidae.